Passer domesticus (house sparrow) is the source of this 1728-nucleotide messenger RNA. Its product is annotated as transcriptional-regulating factor 1-like. Gene Ontology annotation, molecular function: transcription corepressor activity. The transcript is spliced from 6 exons. Gene Ontology annotation, cellular component: histone deacetylase complex; transcription regulator complex. Gene Ontology annotation, biological process: negative regulation of DNA-templated transcription; regulation of transcription by RNA polymerase II. The coding region runs from base 849 to 1472 and encodes 207 amino acids. The record is from RefSeq and is a predicted model, not a curated record. Lineage: Eukaryota; Metazoa; Chordata; Aves; Passeriformes; Passeridae.
CCCCACUGCUUUGUUGUGGUUUACGCAUUGAUGGAGCAACACUUCUGUCUCAGCCCGCUUAAGCCACUGCAAAGCUGGAAUUGUUGCUUUAGCAGCAGAUGUGCUGGCAGGGUUCUUACAGCCCCAUAGUAAGAACUCUACAGUUCUUCUAGAAGAGGUUUGUGAUCUUUGUGCAAUAAAAACAACGCCUUCAACUGCUGCAGUGCAAGUCAUGCACUCAUGUAGAUGUGUUUUCAGACACAGGUAUUUCUAUAUAUGCCUAGUGAGUGGCCUCCUGGGGAGCAGGGACAAACAAGGAAGGAAAGUGGGCUGACAAAACAUAAAACUGGGCUUCAAAAUGAAGCCAUGACUUCCCUUGAUACAGAAGGACAUAAACUUUAUCUUGAUUGGCCUGAAGGUAAUAAACAAGUCUCUCAAUGUCCUGAUCUUUCACUAGUCUGAAAUGAUUUAGAAAAAUUUGAUUUUUUUUUUUUUUUUUUUUUUUUUUUUUUUUUUUUUUUUUUUUUUUUGUGGUGGAGGAUGGGGUCUGCAUUUCAAGUCUGUUCUCCCAGCAGUCAGGGACCUGCACAGCUGCUGUGGGUGGGGCAGGUGAUUACUAACAGCAUGGUGAGAAGUUGGCUUGUGCCUGGUUGAGGGCUUGAGGACUGUGGUGAGAGAAGGGCCAGGGAGUGGAGUGGAAAAUACAAUUUACACAAGCAGAACCUGCUGUCCCCUGCGCUCGGAACAGGCGUGGAGGGUCCCCAAGGCAUCCUCAGAAUGGGCUUUGCCCUCACCUUGGCUUGUGCUGCUGCAGAUUUUGGAGACAAUUGUGCAUAAGAACGGGCACUAGAACCAGACUUGGGGCUGGCAUGCUCUGCAUUUCCAGGAUGGCUCAUGGACAGGACACAUCAAUGUUGGCAGUGACUUUCAGGCUGAGCUCCCUGAGCUGCAGACCGGGCCGCCAAGUGAGGAUGAAGAGCCUGCAACCCUGGUCUGGAAGCCCUUGGAGGAAGACGACUCUGACCUGGAAAAACCAGACAGAGGAGGCUCUGGAGAUGUUGCUCUCAGGGGGUCCUCCAACAGCUCAAGGCCAUCCCUUGGCUGAUUAUCAUUAUGCAGGCUCUGAUAGAUGGACACCUGAGGAGAAGGAGGCCUUCCAAAAGGCUUUCCACACCUACGGCAAGGAUUUCCAUCUCAUCCAGAAGCAGAUCCCGAGUAAGACUGUGGCACAGUGUGUGGAGUACUACUACUGCUGGAAAAAAGAGCAGAAACUUGCCAGCAGCACUCUUGCUCAGGUGAGUGGGAAGAAAAUCCAGACAUGCCAGCAGGGUCAAGAAACUGGCAGAAGGGCACAAACCCUGCUGGUAAGCCACACCAGACGCCGCUUUGCCAGGCUCCCUUGGUCCCACGCACUGGGAGAGGCGCAGCAGGUGCUACCCAGACUUUUGUUGUGCUGCUGCCCUGAAAUACGGAAUUGUGGAGCACAACUUUGACCCAACAAAGCAGCACCACCAGCAAAAUGGGCUUUGACUCUCUACAAAUCGGUUUCUCAAGGGCUGGCACCCUCAGAUUCCAAUCACACCUUUCAUUCCCCACUGCUUGCUAACAUCAGCCAUCUGGGCUGCCUUCAUGGAGAUGCUGCCAAAUUUUAGAGAUCUUUUGUAGCACCCCAGCGUAUCCCCAAAAAGGAGCUGCCAGUGCCAUGGCACCUUUAAUACUUUCCUUACUGGCAGAGAGCAAUUUGCUUCA